GAACAUUAAUAUGACAUUCACUUUCAACUUUUCAAGUUUUAUUAUAGUUGAAAAAUUAAGUAAGAUCAGAGGAUGGCUCAGUUGGAAUUGGAUGUCCGCAAUACUACCCUCUUGACAGCUGUCUAUGCACAAAGUUGGCCAGCACCGCACACAAACAACCUUCCUCGGAAAGGAUUCAUAGGUAAUCACUUGCGAGCAAACUCCCCUUGUGUCACAACACACCAACCAACGCCUACCAAUGGUCCCCGGGCACAGUCACCGAGAGCUCCCCGCAGAUCCUCUCCUCAUCACCACCAUCAUGGAGGGGUAGGGAGGGGUGUUAGCAGUCUACAUCAUGGAAAUCAGGAAUUGUGCAUCAGUGGGAGAGGGGCUAAGGGGUUGGAGUGGAGUCAGCCGAAGGGAAGAGGGGAUGGAGUAAUCAGAAGCAAUGAUUUACCUCUUCACCUUGGACUCGACAAGGGAACUUUGCAGUGGAGAAGCUGGUCUUCUUUUAAACAAGAUAUAGAGACAGUUGAUGAUCAUAAAGAUGAUCUGUCACUAUACAAAAUAACCCAGGAUACCUUUCGUAAGCUGACCCAGCAGGUCAGUGAGGUCAGUGAACAUCUCAAUAGCAGAUAUGCUGUAUCGGGAUUUCAGGGUGUGAGGCGGAGUCAGUUGGCUGCUAGUCUUCCCUCCAGCCACCCUAGUAUUCAAAACCACAAAGAGAGUGAGGGAGAUAUGGAUAGGUUUCAAUCUUCACUAGCGAUCCAGUCAACGCCCUUCAAAGGUUCUCAAAGACAGAGACCAAAGUCUCAUCUGGUGACCUCUAAAAGGAACAGACUCCACCCACCACCUCGACCUCACUCAAGUAUCAGUACAUCAACUCGGUCUAAAGGUCAUUUUGACCACCUAUCACCAGGCAUCAUAGGUCACUUCCAGGGAGAGGAAGAGGGGCAGAAAGAAACACCUUUGGCCGGUGGUGACCAAAACCUUGGACCUUACGAUAUCGUCAAAGACGAGUACAAGUUUGGCUCAGAUUCAGAAGAGUCAGAUGACCGCACUUUGGCUACAGAAGACUUUCGAGAUGAGGAUGAUGAUGAUGAUGUUGGAAACCACUCCAUGGGGUCUAUGGAUAUGGACUCCUCUGAGGACGAGAUGGAGAUAAAUGAAAGGAUAGAGAGGAUACGGACCCAUCGUGAAAAGAUGCAGAGGAAAUUGAUGCGUCUAGACCUUCCACCAGAAGUGCUGACAGGGGAUAUUGACUGUAUGUUUCCAUACAGUGGUUCCACUGCAAGCAAGAAGAAGAAGCAGGAACCUUUUGCUGAGGCUUUGAGUGCACCUUACUGCCAUAUGGACCUCUUGGAGCUAAGUAUGUUGGACAAAGAUUGGAGGACUAUCAUCCGGACGGCCCCAGACAAGGAUGAUGCUAUCCUGAUGGAGAGGAUGAUUGAGAUGGAGAAGCUUCAAUAUGAGACUGCAGAAUGGGAGAGUGUGGUUUCUUCUCCAAGGAGAAGAUGCCAAUCUGCCCUCCAGAUUAGGAAAGGUUGGAAUGCCGAUGCUGCUGUUCCAACAGAGAGGGCUCAUAGUGCACUUGGGAAGCCCAAACAGAGUAAGAACUGUUGUGAUCAAUGCCUGCAGCUUGUAUGUGCAGGAGAUUGUCCAAGUAAAAUUGCAGCUUCGUACAACUCUUGUGUUCACUGCCGUCAGCCUUACUGCAAUGGGGCCUGCACCGACUUUGGUUACCACCUUCACAUCAGGUAUGCCAGGCAAGAGGAGAAAAAAAAGAGAAGGCCUAAAUCCUGUAAUACCUGUCGGAGAAGCAGAACACCAAACAACGCAAUAAAUACCAACAAUGUCAUCCUCGGACGACCACGCUCCGGGUUCGCUACAUACAGCAGUUCCAGAGUGCAGAGUGCAAAAGCCAAAAAGAUGACCGUUGCUUCCACAGAUGGAGCAGAGCAUGUUUCUAACAGGAUGGAGAAGCUGAGGCUGUCUGCUCGUAAGUACAAAGAGAACAGUGGUGAUGAGGAUGAUGGUGAGGUGAAAUCAAAGAAACAGAGACCAAGAACAGCAGGAUCAAAGAGACAGAUCAAAGGAAGGGAUGCCAUGAUAUCAGGGAAGAGCUAUCAAUCCCAACGAAGGUUCUCUCUGACAGAAGAUCCCGUUACCACCACUGCUGCUAGUAUGAAUCCCAAGGUACUAAGGGUGAGAUCCGCACAUUACAGGACGCACAAGACAAGGCAGAAGACAAGAAAAGCAAAGAAAAAGUGAUGAUAAGAUUACUUUGUAUUCAGGUUGGUUUGAUGUGCUCGUAGGUAUAUGUUGGUAUCUCCAGGAUGAUGGCUGCAUAAAAAAGGUUAAGUUUGCUUGAGUUUUGACUUUUCCACCAGAUUUCAGCUCUGUGUACUGUAUAUUUUGCAAAGAAAGGGCUACACUUUUAACAGUCAUGGAAUCUGCAUUUGUGAGUUUUGUUUUGAAGAGGCCUGCACAUUUAUUUGGCCCAACAAUUUUUUUUGUACAGUAUUUCUUUGAAGUUUUAGCCCUUUAAAAAAGAAACACUGUCUUUUCGUUCACUGCACCAACCAUCACUAUAUAAUUUAUAAUAGGGCACUCCCCUCGUGCAUUCACAAUGAUUUGACAUCAGAUCCUGAAGAAGUUGUCACUCAAUAUCUAUGGUUAACCAUGAUCAUUCUGUAACCUACAUUUGAUUCCUUAUUUAGUGGCAUUUCUUCAUUUUCAGCUAUUACCUGUCUUUGCACAAGACCUUGG
Molecule: messenger RNA, 2748 nt
Organism: Lytechinus variegatus (green sea urchin)
Lineage: Eukaryota; Metazoa; Echinodermata; Echinoidea; Temnopleuroida; Toxopneustidae
Exons: 7
Coding region: 73-2250 (725 amino acids)
Source: RefSeq, a predicted model, not a curated record